GCUCCUCGCGUGUGCUGCAUAUGCUAGCAAUGGCGUUCAACACGUCGAGAGCAGGCAAUGCCACCGGUCUGAUGCGAUCCCUAUGCUCGUUGAUGCCCAUAUCCAUCACGCUAGUCUCUUGCUCCUCUUCUCAUGCAGCUGCUGCUGCUGCCGGGACUAGCUCCAGUGGCGGCAGCAGCAGAGGCUUUGCGCUCAAGGCUCGAGGAGGGGCCAGCGAGGAGGAGGCUAGCACUCCUGUCUGUAGCCCUAGAGACAGUGGGACCAACAAGCACUCCUUCAGGUCGAUGGGACACCCGGCUGUUCCGGAUGCGCUACGUCUCAAGCAGGUGGUGGUGAUUUGUCGGCAUGGUGACAGGGCUCCCGUGUCGAGCAGCCUGGGGAAAAUUUUGGACGACGGCCCUGACUCGGUGAAGCUCUGGAAUUCCAAGCUCCCCCCCCAAGAAGAGCUUGACCGAUGGAACGAGGCUUUUCCUCCUCGGGUACUAGGGGACAGCCUGGGACAGACCAUCGAGGAGAUUGCUAGCGCGGAGGGCCCGUGGGGCCAGCUGACGUCGAGGGGCGCGGAAGAACUUCGACUGGUCGGGGAGGGGCUCCGCGGAGUGCUGGAGGCGGGUGGGGAUGAGGGGGUGGGUGGGGAGGGAUCACUAUUCCCCGCUGGGCUUGAGGCGGAGAAAUCGGCAAUCUUUGUGAGGUGCACCAGGCUCAAGCGCACCCAUCAAUCCGCGCAGAACAUGCUUGAGGGCCUCGGUUUGAGGGACGGCGUCGACCUCUACGUACGGCCUCCCGAGAGGGAAACCCUCUGGCCCAGCAAGCGCAACCGUCGGAAGCAGGACCGCCUCAUCGCGAGAGCAAUCGCGGAAAGCACGUUCCCCGGCCAGGCCGAGCUCAAAACCAAGACCGCCGAGAUGGUUGGCGUGCCUGAGGACGAUGUGAAGUGGACGACGGUGCGGGAGGUGUUGUCUUGCUACGAGGCACAUGGGGUGGCUCUUCCGGCCGGGGCCAUAAGCUCGGGCCUUGUCGAGGGAGUGGUGGACUACACCGGAUGGAUGUGGGGCAGAUGGUUCGAGCAGCGCGAGAUGACUCGCCUGAGCCUGGGUCCGUUUUUGGCAGAGCUACUGACCCUAGUGGGAGCAAGGGGACACGAGACCGGCGUCCCCGAAGCGGGCAUGCCUUCCACGCCCAAGCUCGCCAUCUUUUCCGGCCACGACUCUACGCUGGUGCCGAUACUGACCGCUCUCAAGAUCUACGAUGACGUGUGGCCGCCGUAUGCAAGUUACAUAACCCUGGACGUCGCGGAAGAGGAGCAGGGGGGCGGGCGUCUUGUCCGGGUGGUGUUCAACGGCAGGGAGGCGGUGUUGCCCGGGGCCAAGGGGCCGUGGGUGCCUCUGCUAGAGCUCCAAGAAAGGCGAGCUGGUAGAUGUCAUGCCCACUGCAGGGGAUGCCAUAGACAGCGACUUGGAUGACGCUGCCACUGGGUCUUCGGAGAUCUCGGCGGCUGUCAGCGGUAGCGGGAAGACCAAAUGAACGGGUUGUCCGGCAUUCCAUUAACUACACCAUACCCGUGACGGGGGCGUCAGUUUUUACCCACUUCAAUGGUACGGCAUGGGAUGGGAUGGAGAUGGUAACUUAAAGCCAACCCGUUUUAAUAUGGAACAGACCAAAAUCGUCGAGAGCUGUGCGUCACGCAGCACUUCUUAGACCGAAAAUAUUCGGAGUUUUGUAAGGGGCGAUGGUCAACAGCACGGAUCGUGGCGUGUGCGUACGCGCGCGGUGUGUGUGUGUGUGUGUGCUUUGUGCGUUUGCAAACUCAAAUACUUGAGUUUGGUCAAGAGAGCUUGGGGUUUUGCUGGAAAAUCCGCGAGAGAGGCCGGGUUGGUAGGGUUCAGUUAGUAGGGAUACAAAUAUAACGCGAUUUUGACGCCUCUGGUGCUUUGAGCGAGACGGAGCGUGCCUGUUUGUACCUAUUGUGUGCAGCGAGGGAGAGAGUGUUCAUUAGGCUGAACUCGUUUUCCGUAUGUAAUUCGGAGUAUGUACAAGUCUUCGGUGCGAACAGGGUGUACCGUUCUAACGGGAAAAGUUGAACUCGGUCGCGGAAGGGUGAGUGGGGGCACCGAAAAAUGGGCAGGGUGGAAUUUGGAUGGAUUAAUGUUUGAUGGAAGGCACAUGUGCAGGGUGCUCCGCAGGCUCAAUGAAGUACCUGCUGCUCUAGGUAAGCACAAAGGUUGUGUGGGAGUUGGUGAAAGAAGUUUUGCUGUGUUCUUUCUUUGUGUGAUAGCAAGGUGAUAAGUCGAUUAUGGUUAAUGAUGCAGGAAGGAAUGAAAGAAUCAAACUUGA
Molecule: messenger RNA, 2334 nt
Organism: Ectocarpus sp. CCAP 1310/34
Lineage: Eukaryota; Phaeophyceae; Ectocarpales; Ectocarpaceae
Source: the annotation of a GenBank genome assembly